GGACGGAGGCGGGAGGCGGGCCGGAAAGUUUGUUGGCGGCCGAGGCGGGGACUCCGGCGGGGGGAUGCGCGCCGGCCCCAGCGCCCCCAGCUCGCGCGGGAGUCGUGCUCGCCAUGGGCCGUCCCCAACUGCUCCUGCCCCUGUGUGCCUCUGUGUCUCUGCUGGGUGGCCUGACCUUUGGUUACGAACUGGCGGUCAUAUCAGGCGCCCUGCUGCCCCUGCAGCUUGACUUCGGGCUAUCCUGCUUCGAGCAGGAGCUCCUGGUGGGCAGCCUGCUCCUGGGGGCUCUCCUGGCCUCCCUGGUGGGGGGCGUCCUCAUCGAUCACUAUGGCAGGAAACAAGCCAUCCUUGGCAGUAACGCAGUGCUCCUGGCAGGUAGCCUGAGCCUGGGCCUGGCUGGGUCCCUGGCCUGGCUGGUCCUGGGCCGCCUGGUGGCUGGCUUUGCCAUCUCCCUCUCCUCCAUGGCCUGCUGUAUUUAUGUGGCGGAGCUGGUGGGGCCACGGCAGCGGGGAGUGCUGGUGUCCCUCUACGAGGCUGGCAUCACCCUGGGGAUCCUGCUGUCCUAUGCACUCAACUACGCCCUGGCUGGUGUCCCCGGGGGGUGGAGGCAUAUGUUCGGCUGGGCUGCAGCUCCUGCUCUGCUGCAGUCCCUCAGCCUCUUCUGUCUCCCUGCUGGUAUCAUUGAGGCUGCACCCUGCAGGGACCUCAUUCCUCUCCAGGGAGGUGAGGCCCCCAAGCUGGCGAGGCCGAGCUACUCCCUUCUGGACCUCUUCAGGGCCCGGGAUAACAUGCGAGGCCGGACUGUGGUGGGCUUGGGACUGGUGAUCUUCCAGCAGCUAACUGGGCAGCCCAACGUGCUAUGCUACGCCUCCACCAUCUUCCACUCGGUCGGCUUCCGUGGGGCCUCCUCCGCCGUGCUGGCUUCUGUGGGGCUCGGCGCCGUGAAGGUGGUGGCUACCCUGACGGCACUGGGGCUGGUGGACCGAGCGGGCCGCAGGGCGCUGUUACUGGCUGGCUGUGCCCUCAUGGCCCUGUCGGUCAGUGGCAUCGGCCUCGUGAGCUUGGCCGUGCCCAUGGACUCCGGCCCAGGCUGCCUGGCCGCGCCCAACGCCAGCGGGCCGUCUGGCCUCCCUGGAGACUCGAGCCUGCCCCAGAGUCCUGUCACUCCAAACCCCCCACCAACGACCCGCCAGAACCCAGGGGAGCCAGGCUUGCCAGCCUCUAAGAAAAUCAAGACCCCCACAGCCCCUCCGUGGCCUGCCUCGGGCACCGCUACCCCCACGUCCCCCUCCGGCCCAGAGCGUGCCGCACUGCACUGGGCCGCGCUGGUCUGCAUGAUGGUCUUCGUGAGCGCCUUCUCCUUCGGGUUUGGACCAGUGACCUGGCUCGUCCUCAGCGAGAUCUAUCCCGUGGAGAUCCGAGGCAGAGCCUUCGCCUUCUGCAACAGCUUCAACUGGGCGACCAAUCUCCUUGUCAGCCUCUCCUUCCUCGACCUCAUCGGCGCCAUCGGCUUGUCCUGGACCUUCCUGCUCUAUGGGCUGACCGCUGUCCUCGGCCUGGGCUUCAUCUAUGCAUUUGUCCCUGAAACAAAAGGCCAGUCCUUGGCAGAGAUAGACCAGCAGUUCCAGAAGAGAAGGUUCGCCCUGAGCUUUGGCUCCAGGCGGAGCUCCACCCGCAUUCCGUACACCCGCAUUGAGGUCUCUGCAGCCUCUUGAAGAGCCUAUCUGCCUGGAAGAUGCUGGAACCAUGGCUUUAGCAGAUAAUCUCCAGCUUCCUGCUUGCCUGGCCCCUGGAGCACGAGUUCUCAGAGGUCCUGUAAGUCAUCCCUGCUCCAGAGGAGGUCUUUGGGCCCAGGUGAAAGAGGAGAAAGUUUGAGAACCCAAAUGUCUUCCUUUUGACUCUCAGGCUCUGAGGGGUCCUGAGGAUCUGCCUUCUUGCCUCAGUGUCCCUGAGUCUCUGCACAUCCCUGCAGUACUUAUAAUGACAACAUCUCAUGGAGGCUGUUGCUUUCUCAAAGAACCUCUAAGAUCCCAGACCUGGAAGGAAGUCUCCUCUGGCCUCACCCCCAAAUCCAGAUGAGGAGACUACAUUCUCUGCUCUGUUUUCCCAUCUGGCUGGGACUUUCUGGUGAGGGGAAGUCUGCUUUUGUCAUUCACCAGCAACUCAGACUGGUGGAGGGAGAAGAUGCAUGAGUUCCAACCUUGCUUCUCUGGUGUCAUGGUUGUAUGACCAUAGGCCUCAGUUUUUCCCAUAUGUACAAUGGGCGACCUGGACCAAGGAGUUCUUAAGAUCACUUCCUCUGCCAAUGAGCUAGAAUUCUAAGUGCUGCUAAGAUAGCGCGUAUUCAGCAUAGCCCCUCCUCCUAAGUGGCGGGCCAUCUCUUUAGUGAAGUCAGUUUUAAUUAGGGGAGCCAGCUGUAAAUAGAAUUCCAGAAUCGUGGGCACUAAAACCCAAGAGCUUCCACGGUGCAUGAAGCCAGCUCCAGGAGCUGUUUCCAGGAUGUGCAGGAAAGCUUUGCAGAACGGAGGUGGGUUUGGAGGCCAACAAGGCCGGCUGUUGGCAUUGCCUGUCUCCUGGCAGCUGUUGACCUUGGCUUGCUAACAGUUCUCACUAGCCUCGGUUCCCGCAUCUGCAGAAUGGGGAUGAUUAGGCCCCCAGUGGGGGUACUUAACCCCUGUCUUCCUGCAGGAGUGUCUGCAGCUGGUCCUAUUCAGCUAGUCAGGGCCUGGCAGGGGAGCGGGGGUGGGGGGGCUAUGUUUCUGCUCACCGUGUUACUCAGGUCCCCAUCUGUGGGACAUUGUUCAGGUUCAGCCCCUGACAGGUGAGUCAGAUGGAGACUGAGCAAGAAGCUCAGGCUGGAAGUCACCAGAGGGAGGGCCUGGCAGGAGUGAGGUGCCAGAUGCUGAGGAAAAUGAAGAGCUAAAGCAGACUGGGGAGCCAGGGUGGGAUGAUGCUUCGUCGUCCAUACCUGCUCCAUACCCACAGGACUCUCGACUUCUCUCCUCUGGUUCUAGAUGCUUCCCUUGCACCCAGUGAUGUGCAAGAGGCCCCUCCCAUUACUUGUGAGAGCCCCUUCUUACAUUUUCGGGACUUUGGUCAGCUGGCUGUUAAACAGCCAUUUAAAGAUAACUUUAAAUUAAAUGAUGGAAUAUUUCAAUAAAUUAUAUUAAAAGCCAAAGUAAUAAAUACUAAAACCUCAUCACUUCCUUACUUUGCUACAUGUUACUGUCAUCUGGGCUCUUGAGGCGACGUGCAUGUAGUCUGUCUUAGGAGAAACACAGGGGAGAUUCUCCGCAUCUCCCGAUUCUGGGUACGAGGCGUCAUGCCCACGGGGGUGACGUGGCACCACGGGGAUGGGGGAACCCUACAAGGCAGCUUGACUUAUUGUUUCCUUGAUGUUCCAGCCUUAAGCGUGUGAUGGAUAAAAUGUUAAUAAUGUAAAUUAACCUUGCGCGUGUGUCGGUCAAGUCUGUAGCUAAGACUUGGCGAGUGGCCCUAAAAAUUGAGGGAAUAGUCUUUCACUUUCGAAUGCUAUUACCCAAAGCAACAUACAGGUGGCUCACAUCAUCUAUGAAGGUGUUCUGACCCACAUCUUCCUUGGUUUACUUUCGUCUGACUCAUUAACGUCAACCACGCCUUCCGGUCGAAACUACGCCCGCUCUGCAGAGACGAGACGGGAGGGGCUCCUUUGCUGAGUCGGAUUGCUGUCCCGCAUUUAUUCCUGGUCUGUUUUUGUCAAGUGAUGGCAAAAUUGCAGUGAUAGUUGGUUUUGGAUACAAGAAUUUGGCAAUAAAUAAAU
Molecule: messenger RNA, 3799 nt
Organism: Lutra lutra (Eurasian river otter)
Lineage: Eukaryota; Metazoa; Chordata; Mammalia; Carnivora; Mustelidae
Gene: SLC2A10
Product: solute carrier family 2 member 10
Exons: 5
Coding region: 114-1715 (533 amino acids)
Biological process (GO): transmembrane transport
Cellular component (GO): membrane
Molecular function (GO): transmembrane transporter activity
Source: RefSeq, a predicted model, not a curated record